AUGGAAAACUUGAAAUAUCGUGUUAUUUACGAGUACAAGUUCCACAGUGGCACCAGUGCUGCUGAAACGGCUCGAAGAGUUAAUGAUUUGUAUGGCUGCGGUGUCGCAAACGAAAACACAGUGCGUUUUUGGUUCCAACGUUUUUGUUCUCGAAAUUUCUACCUCCGGAACAAGCCCCGUGGACGGCUGGAGACCAAAGUUGAUAAUGAAGAAUUGAAGGCUAUUGUGGAAGCGGAUUCACCACAAACCACGUCCGAGUUAGCUGCAGGCUGUGGCGUUACUGAUAAAACUGUUUUAAUCCACUUGAAGCAAAAACUUGAAAGUGGGUACCUCAUGAAUUGA
Melitaea cinxia (Glanville fritillary) is the source of this 342-nucleotide messenger RNA. Its product is annotated as histone-lysine N-methyltransferase SETMAR-like. Bases 1 to 342 code for a protein of 113 amino acids. The record is from RefSeq and is a predicted model, not a curated record. The transcript has a single exon. Lineage: Eukaryota; Metazoa; Arthropoda; Insecta; Lepidoptera; Nymphalidae.